Molecule: messenger RNA, 1305 nt
Organism: Mesorhabditis spiculigera
Lineage: Eukaryota; Metazoa; Nematoda; Chromadorea; Rhabditida; Rhabditidae
Source: the annotation of a GenBank genome assembly
AUGAACUUCCUGCGGACGGCCGCCUCGCUGGCGUCCAACUCGCCGGCCGCCCAGCAGCUGGUCCAGAAUUUGGCAGGGCGCACGGCUGCUAUGUUCCAGCGAGAAGCCAAAGAUCUCGAGAUCAGCACCAUCAGCGAGUCCGCGCUGAAAAGCUUGAUUCUGCUCGACAGUAAUGCGACGACGUCACUAUACAAAAAUUCUGCCAGCUUUCAAGUCAUCUACAGGCCCACACGAAAAGUGUUGCUCAAAACGCCAAAUGAAGCCGAGGGCAAAAUCAUGGCCAACCGGCUGAAUAUGCUGUUUGGUGGGGUGAAUGAAGAUCCACUGAAGCCACUCACCGACGCCGAGCUGGUCAAGAUUGCCGGGAUGGCGCUGAAAAACCCGGAUUGGAGUGAAGUACAUCUCGCUUGCGCGCUCGGCUUGGUGCGGACGCUGAAGAGCAGCUUCCAGCAGAAUGGGCUCGUUAUCGCGCAGCUGAUCUGCGCCCCGCAGCUCGACUGGCUGAUCCAGAUGAACAGCUCCGGCGACGCGGUGCUGCACCUGAAGCUGGAACCGGAUGACGAGGUUUUUAGGGGCGAUAGACCGUACUCGGAGCAGAACCUCGAAAAAUGCCUACAAAAUGAAUUCAAGCUGAACGGGCAAGAAUUGAGGAUGGUGGACGUGAAGAAAAAGCUCCUCGUGACAGCCGCUCAAACGGACGUCAGCCCAGCGGAAAUUGUCGUAUUCCGUAGCUACCAGCUGCCAAAUGAGGCGCCAAAAAGCUAUAAGAGCCUCGGGUCGGCGGGCGAGUUGAAGCUCUGGCAAGCUGCCAGGUGUUCGAGCGCAGCCCCCACCUACUUCUCGGCCCCGCACGGCUGCUACAUGGAUGGCGGCCUCAUCGCGAAUAACCCGACCUCGGAAGUAUUGUCUGAUAUUCAAGUGAUCGAUGCGUUGGGACCGAAUAAGGUGAAACCGGCCGCUUUUCUGUCGUUGGGUACUGGAAUUCCGCCAACACGUAGAGUCGGCGAAUCCACUCCAGAUGCCGGGAUUCUGGCUACGCUGAUGGCCAGGCUGAACGUGACGGUGGUGCACACGCUGCAUAUGUUGACGGAACAGAUUUCUGCGGCCAACGGCGUCGUCGUCAGCCGCUCAGCCGGCUUCUGCCUAGCCAUGGGUAUUCCAUUCUUCCGCUUCUCCCCGCCACUUGCGUUUGAUAUUGAACUCGAUGCCCGGGAUGACAAGACGCUAAUCGAAAUGAUGUGGACGUCGAGAAACUACAUCAACACCCACCCCGACCUGAAGAAGCUCGUCGAAUAUAUGCAAAAA